Messenger RNA from Epithele typhae, 1725 nucleotides. Its product is annotated as glycosyl hydrolases family 18-domain-containing protein. The record is from RefSeq and is a predicted model, not a curated record. Gene Ontology annotation, biological process: chitin catabolic process; carbohydrate metabolic process. Gene Ontology annotation, molecular function: chitinase activity; carbohydrate binding; chitin binding. Gene Ontology annotation, cellular component: extracellular region. Lineage: Eukaryota; Fungi; Basidiomycota; Agaricomycetes; Polyporales; Epitheliaceae. The transcript is spliced from 11 exons. The coding region runs from base 1 to 1725 and encodes 574 amino acids.
AUGCUUCUGACGACGACACGCGCCUCGUCCCUGGUCAUCGGUCCUCGAGCAGUAGAAAAGCACGCGUACCUCGAAGGUCGAUUCUUUGGACCCCCUUCCCUCUCCCCUCUCCCUCCUCCCCUCUCUCCGCUCCCCGACACACCACAUAGCCACCUCGGUUAUCAUGGCUCUGUCGGCACCCUCAAGCGCGCCCUUUUCAUAGCCGCCAUCGCCCUGGCCGCUCUCGUCGUCGUCGAUGCGACCCAAGUCAUGCAGCGUCCUGCGGAGUACAAGGACUCGCCCAACAAGUUCUCUGUUGAUAAGAACGCGAAGACCAAGGUCGUCCACAAGCGUGCGGGCGAGAAGACCUCCGUUGCCUACUUCACUAACUGGGGUAUUUAUGGCGCGAACUUCCAGCCGAGCGACAUCAACACCGCCACCCUCACCCAUAUCCUGUACUCCUUCGCGGAUGUCUCACCUGACACCGGCACCAUCUCUCUCACCGAUUCAUACGCUGAUGAGCAGAAACACUACGACGGUGACUCAUGGAGCGAGUCUGGAAACAACCUUUACGGAUGCCUGAAGCAGAUGUACCUGAUCAAGCUUGCUCACCGCAACAUCAAGGUCCUCCUCUCCGUCGGCGGUUGGACCUACUCCCAGAGCGGCCACUUCAACUUCGUCACCGAUGCCAGCAAGCGUGCGACCUUUGUCUCCAGCGCUGUCAGCAUGGUCGAGAACUACGGCUUCGAUGGCAUCGACAUUGACUUCGAGUACCCCUCCGCGACUGACCUCGCGAGUGGCUUUGCGUCCCUCCUCACUGAGCUCCGCACUGCCUUCAACACCCUCCAGAGCCAGAAGGGCGACAGCUGCUGUCCCGCCGGCUCGGUCAACUACAGUUGGCUGAAGAUGGCCACUAUGGACGCCGCCUUGAACUACUGGAACCUCAUGGCCUACGACUACGCCGGCUCCUGGCUCACCUUCACCGACAACCAGGCCAACCUCUACGGCGGCGCGCGCACCAACGUCUCCACCGACAAGGCCAUCAAGUACUACAUCGCCAACGGCGCAUCCGCCUCCAAGAUCAACAUGGGCAUCCCCCUCUACGGCCGCGCCUUCGAGUCCACCACCGGCAUCGGCGCCUCCUACAACGGCAUCGGCCCCGGCACGAUCGAGGCGGGCGUAUACUCCUACUCGGCGCUGCCCAUCGCGGGCGCGACCGUGAUCGAGAACCUGACCGACGUCUCCUCGUACUCGUACGACGCCGCGAAGCAGGAGCUCGUCUCCUACGACUCCCCGCACAUCGCGACGAUCAAGGCCCAGUACGUGCAGUCGAACGGGCUCGCCGGCUCCAUGUUCUGGGAGCUCUCCCAGGACAAGGGCGACGCCGCGUCCUCGCUCGUCUCCACCGUCGUCGGCGUCUACGGCGCGCUCGACAGCACCAAGAACCACAUCAGCUACCCGAACAGCAAGUGGGACAACGUCCGGAGCAACAUGGGCCAGGGCGGCGGCAGCAGCAGCACCACCGCGACCUCCACCUCCACCGGGGGCUCCACGCCCACGACGACGACCGCGGGCACGACCCCCACCAAGGGCGCGUGCACCGUGUCCGCGUGGAGCGCGACGACGACCUACGUCGGCGGCAACCAGGCGAGCUACAACGGCGACCUUUGGACCGCCAAGUGGUGGACGCUCGGCGACACCCCCGGCGGCAGCGCUGGUGUCUGGACCGACAACGGCCCGUGCUAG